GCAGCAUCCAAGUCGCUCGCAUUGAUGCUUCUAUUGGUAGUGAGCUUUGGCAAUCGCAACACGCAGCCACGCGCUGCAACUCUAUCACGUCUGUUCCACGCGUUCGCCGCGCCACUGCUGCGAGAGCACAGCGUGUGUCAGCUUGCUGCUUUGGCAUGACCGAUGACGCGCCAGACCAGAGCCGUCCGGGCUCGGCGCAGGACGCCGCGCGCCUUCGCAGCCCUUGGCGGAGACGACGAAGCGCUGCCGCAAAUCGCACCCACCGACGAUGGCCGCGCGGCCCCCGAAACGGCUGAGCUCGACGGCGCCGUGGAGCAGGCCGGUAUCGGCAGCGACCAAGAUUGGCCUAGAUGGUUACGGCAGGCCCACCAGCCCAUAUGGCUGGUCGACGAUGCCUUUGUCCAUCGGCUAAAUCGCGACGAUUGAGGCAGAGCGCGGCGAGCGCGUCGAUGAAGGCCAUCGCUGGCGCGGCGAUGCGGACGAGCCGCGCACGUGCCCGUGUAAUUCGACGACGGCGUCGCCCGCGACCGAGACGGAACCUAUGGCUUCUGCGGCCUUGGCCUGGGCAUUCGGCCCACCAUUUUUACGUGAUAGAGAACCCGUAUUAGUAUAUCGCGCGGCGAUUCAAGCAUUUGUAGACGCUCUCGUUGCUGCACGCAAGAAGUUGUUGUACAAAAACUCUACAAGUAGCCGAAUUUCUAGAACGAGAGCUUCUAACUGAGACAGUGGACGCGACGAUAAUUGACCGCUUUAUUCGACGCGAACUUUUAGAGAUUGAUUUCAGAAGCUCGUGUAGCCGCUGACGAAGUUCUGAAUUAAACUCCGUUUUGUGAAGCGAUGCUCAGUAUAUACUCAUAGUGCAUUCCGCACGGACCCGGCGCGGCGGUGAACAAUUUGUCGCCCAUGCCGCGGCUCGGAUAGAUUGAAGUGAAGUCUGGGUCCCAUCACGCCGCGCGGCACAGCAACGGAAGCGAUAGCAAGCGCGUUGAUGAAAGGCCAUCGCUAGCGCGGCGGCGACAACACCGCCGCGCCAUCGUCGUUCAUGGACCGGGUCGUCGCGAUUCUACGACGACGGCGCCUCGGGGCACGUCUAGAUGGAC
Molecule: messenger RNA, 1100 nt
Organism: Pelagomonas calceolata
Lineage: Eukaryota; Pelagophyceae; Pelagomonadales; Pelagomonadaceae
Source: the annotation of a GenBank genome assembly